ACUCUUUCUCUCUCAUUCCACUUCUUGCUCGCCGCCGCCGCCGCCGCCGCCGCCGGCGAAGGGGAUCGAUCGGAUGGGGACGUCGGUGCAGGUGACUCCGUUGAGUGGCGCGUACGGUGAGGGACCCCUCUGCUACCUGCUCGCCGUCGAUGGCUUCCGCUUCCUCCUCGACUGCGGCUGGACCGACCUCUGCGACCCCUCCCACCUCCAACCCCUCGCCAAGGUUGCACCAACAAUAGAUGCAGUUCUUUUGUCUCAUGCCGAUACCAUGCAUCUAGGAGCUUUGCCAUAUGCUAUGAAACAUCUCGGACUAUCUGCACCAGUAUAUGCCACAGAACCUGUAUUUAGACUUGGCAUUUUAACCUUGUAUGAUUACUUUAUAUCACGACGGCAAGUUUCAGAUUUUGACUUGUUUACUUUGGACGAUAUUGAUGCUGCAUUCCAAAAUGUUGUUAGAUUGAAGUACUCACAGAACCACCUUUUGAAUGAUAAAGGUGAAGGAAUAGUUAUUGCUCCACAUGUUGCUGGGCAUGAUUUGGGUGGCACGGUAUGGAAGAUAACAAAAGAUGGGGAGGAUGUUGUUUAUGCUGUUGACUUCAACCAUCGUAAAGAGAGGCAUUUGAAUGGUACUGCUCUUGGAUCAUUUGUACGGCCAGCUGUUCUGAUAACUGAUGCAUACAAUGCCUUGAACAACCAUGUCUACAAAAGGCAGCAGGAUCAAGAUUUCAUUGAUGCAUUAGUGAAAGUUCUAACUGGUGGUGGUAGUGUGUUACUGCCGAUUGAUACAGCUGGUAGAGUUCUUGAAAUUCUUUUGAUAUUGGAGCAGUACUGGGCUCAACGGCAUUUGAUCUACCCUAUCUACUUUCUGACAAAUGUUUCUACGAGUACUGUUGAUUAUGUCAAGAGUUUUCUUGAAUGGAUGAAUGAUUCAAUCUCAAAGUCUUUUGAACACACUAGAGACAAUGCCUUCCUAUUAAAAUGUGUUACACAGAUAAUAAACAAAGAUGAGCUUGAAAAGCUGGGAGAUGCACCAAAGGUGGUUCUAGCAUCCAUGGCAAGCUUGGAGGUUGGCUUUUCUCAUGACAUAUUUGUUGAUAUGGCAAAUGAAGCAAAGAAUCUAGUACUUUUUACUGAGAAGGGACAGUUUGGGACACUAGCUCGCAUGCUCCAAGUAGAUCCACCUCCAAAAGCUGUAAAGGUCACUAUGAGCAAGCGAAUUCCUUUAGUUGGUGAUGAGCUGAAAGCUUACGAAGAAGAACAAGAACGGAUAAAAAAGGAGGAAGCGCUAAAGGCCAGUCUAAACAAAGAGGAGGAAAAGAAGGCGUCUCUUGGAUCAAACGCAAAGGCUUCUGAUCCCAUGGUUAUUGAUGCCAGCACAUCUCGCAAACCAUCCAACGCUGGUUCAAAGUUUGGCGGGAAUGUGGAUAUUCUCAUUGAUGGAUUUGUCCCUCCAUCAUCAAGUGUUGCUCCAAUGUUUCCUUUCUUUGAAAAUACUUCUGAAUGGGAUGACUUCGGUGAGGUUAUCAACCCUGAAGACUAUCUGAUGAAGCAAGAAGAAAUGGAUAAUACUUUGAUGCCCGGUGCUGGGGAUGGUAUGGAUAGUAUGCUUGAUGAGGGCUCAGCACGCCUACUCCUUGAUUCUACACCCUCAAAAGUUAUUUCCAACGAGAUGACUGUGCAAGUCAAGUGUUCAUUAGCAUAUAUGGACUUUGAAGGUCGGUCUGAUGGGCGCUCUGUAAAAUCUGUUAUUGCUCAUGUGGCCCCAUUAAAACUUGUUUUGGUUCAUGGAUCAGCAGAAGCUACUGAGCAUUUAAAAAUGCAUUGUUCGAAGAACUCAGACUUGCAUGUUUAUGCUCCUCAGAUAGAAGAAACUAUUGAUGUGACAUCAGAUUUAUGUGCUUACAAGGUACAACUUUCGGAGAAGUUAAUGAGUAAUGUUAUUUCUAAGAAGUUGGGUGAGCAUGAAAUUGCAUGGGUAGAUGCAGAGGUUGGAAAAACAGAUGACAAGCUUACUUUGUUGCCCCCGUCGUCAACUCCAGCAGCCCACAAGUCAGUUCUUGUGGGUGAUUUGAAAUUGGCUGAUUUUAAGCAAUUCCUGGCAAAUAAAGGUUUGCAGGUUGAAUUUGCUGGUGGUGCUUUACGGUGUGGUGAAUACAUCACACUGCGCAAGAUUGGUGAUGCUGGCCAAAAGGGCAGCACAGGUUCCCAGCAGAUUGUGAUCGAAGGGCCCCUGUGUGAGGACUAUUACAAGAUUCGUGAGCUUCUUUACUCUCAGUUCUACUUGUUGUAAAAUGUAAUGGACCGGACCAUGGCAUCUCUUUCCUUUCGUGUUGAUGUUGUUGUACACGGAGGAACCGUUAAUCCAUUUGGAUCUGAGCGCCAGAAUAUGCUGUUUGUUGCUCUCCCGAGAUCCCUUUUUAGUUUUAGUUAGCUUAUUUUAGAGAGUAGUAGACCCAAGAGGUGUGUUGAUGAGACAAUUUCAAUAUAUAUGCUUUUUGUAUAUUAUUGUACACUUGAUAA
Oryza sativa Japonica Group (Japanese rice) is the source of this 2520-nucleotide messenger RNA. The record is from RefSeq and is a predicted model, not a curated record. Lineage: Eukaryota; Viridiplantae; Streptophyta; Magnoliopsida; Poales; Poaceae.